Messenger RNA from Rana temporaria (common frog), 851 nucleotides. RefSeq names its product centromere protein S (gene CENPS). Gene Ontology annotation, biological process: resolution of meiotic recombination intermediates; replication fork processing. The transcript has 5 exons. Bases 187 to 609 code for a protein of 140 amino acids. Gene Ontology annotation, molecular function: chromatin binding; protein heterodimerization activity. Lineage: Eukaryota; Metazoa; Chordata; Amphibia; Anura; Ranidae. The record is from RefSeq and is a predicted model, not a curated record. Gene Ontology annotation, cellular component: Fanconi anaemia nuclear complex; FANCM-MHF complex.
UCAGCGCUUCAUGAUCCUUGCGCCUAUUCUGCGCUUGCGCCUUACAUCCAUCCUGCGCCCAUUCUCUCUCCCUAGUGAUCACGUGACGCGGCCGCUUCGCCCUCUGCCGGGAGUUGUCCCUCUCUGCAGCCCGUAGGUGGUUCGUAUCUCGGCGGGAAAGUUCCCCGGAGCCUGGUGACAGCGGAGAUGGCGGAAGAUGAGGAGCGGAGAGUGAACCGGAUGCAGCGUUUGAAGGCGGCCGUUCACUACACAGUGGGGGGUCUGUGCCAGGAUGUGGCAGAAGAUCAGGAGGUUCAGUACAGUAAACAGGCCAUUGCUGCGAUUUCAGAAAUCGCCUUCCGACAGUGUGAAACGUUUGCAAAAGACCUUGAGCUGUUUGCACGGCACGGGAAAAGAUCCACAAUUAACGUGGACGACGUGAAACUUCUUUCCCGAAGGAGUCGAUCGCUGCAUACUCACAUCAGUGCAUACAGUGAAGAAAUUGCUUCCAACAACCAGGAGCAGAAAGGGAAGAAGAAAAAAAAGAAAUCGGUCGGUGCUGGGAAGGGAAAGCGGCCGUCGGAUGGCGAUUCCAUGGUGCCGGACUCUGAAGGCCAGGCAAUUGAGUGAAGACGUUGCAUCAUUCAGAUAUUUUAUUUCUGGCUGAUACUCGGAAUAUCCCCAGGGAAAGAUCUAAACGGACUUUACUUGCUGAACUUUUAUGUAAAUAUUAGUGAAAGUAUUAUAUAGUAACAGGUAUUUAUUACUGGUUAUAAAUGUAUGUGUACCGCCAUCACAUAAAGUGAUUUAUCUCGGAUAAAACUAUAAAGAAUACACGCACCUUUACAAUAAUAAAGAGGUUCUUUGCUCUU